Molecule: messenger RNA, 3125 nt
Organism: Schistocerca piceifrons (Central American locust)
Lineage: Eukaryota; Metazoa; Arthropoda; Insecta; Orthoptera; Acrididae
Product: sodium-coupled monocarboxylate transporter 1-like
Exons: 13
Coding region: 93-1880 (595 amino acids)
Biological process (GO): transmembrane transport; sodium ion transport
Cellular component (GO): membrane
Molecular function (GO): symporter activity
Source: RefSeq, a predicted model, not a curated record
GGCAAGCGCUAACACAGCAGUGGCAGCGGGGCAGCUAUAGCGGCGGACUCGUGACCUGGAAUUCGCAAGUUACAGACGUCUGUGACAGCAAUAUGGCAUUCAACGCAAGUGUGGACUCGCAGUUGACGCAACACAUGCUGUUCGGAUGGGUGGACCACCUGUCGUUUGCACUCAUGCUGGGCCUUUCCGCAGCCAUCGGUGUUUAUUUUGGCGUGUUUGGUCGCUCCAAGAAUACUGCACAAGUGGACUACCUGCACGGCGGAAAACGCAUGAGGGUAUUACCCGUCGCAGUGUCACAAGUAUCUAGUCAUAUUUCUGGAAUCACGCUGAUGGGAGUGCCUGCAGAAGUAUACCUAUACGGCAGCGUCUACGGAUGGAUUUGCUUAUCAGUCAUCAUUUUCGCACUCAUCACCAACUACGUGUUCCUUCCUGUUUUCUUCGAUUUGCAGCUCACAUCAACUUAUGAGUACUUGGAGCGCCGCUUCAGCCGUACGAUUCGCUUAUUUGCAUCUGGAUUCUUCACGCUCAAUCUGGUGCUUCACAUGCCUUUGUUCGUGUACAUGCCUGCUAUCGCACUAAGCCAAGUGUCUGGGAUCAGUGUCCACUGGAUCACUCCUCUGGUAUGCAUCGUCUGCAUUUUCUACACUAUGCUGGGCGGCCUGAAGGCGGUGGUGUGGACGGACUUCCUGCAGAGCGGAGUCACGCUGGCAGCCUUCAUCGCGGUGCUUAUCCUGGGGGUGGUGAGCGCCGGCGGCUUCGCAGAGGUGUGGCGGGCCGCCGAUGAGGGCGGCAGGGUCUCCUUCUUCGUGAUGACCCCGGACCCCUUCGUUCGCAGCUCCUUCUGGGCAGUGGUGAUCGGCGCGACGGCAUCAUUCGUGGGAGGCUGCGCCGUCCACCAGGGCAUGGUGCAGAAGUUCAUGUCGCUGCCGGAUCUGGCAGCUUGUCGAAAGGCCCUGGCUGGCUUCACUUUUGGCAUAAUCCUCAUGAAGGUCAUCAGCGUCUUUUCUGGGUUCCUGCUCUACGCCACCUAUCGCGACUGUGAUCCUGUCAAAACCCACGAGGUGUCUCGUCCCGACCAGCUGCUGCCCUUCUACGUCAUGCGGGUGGCCGGCCACGUCCCCGGACUGCCGGGCCUCUUCGUCGCCGGCAUCUUCGGCGCUGCCCUUAGUUCCAUGUCUGGCACUCUCAACGCUCUUUCUGCUACUAUCUACGAGGACUUCCUGCUGCCACUGAUGCCCAAAAAGAAGACGGAUUUCCUGGUGAAUUUUAUAAUGCAAGGUAUCGUGCUGGGUGUGGGCAUCGUCACCGUGGGAAUGGUCUUCAUUGUCGAGCGGCUGGGAACAAUUCUGGAGCUGGGCUACAGCGUGGGAGGCGUGACGAACGGCGCGCUGCUCGGGAUAUUCACACUCGGCAUGCUGGUUCCCUCGGCCAACACCAAGGGAGCCAUCGCGGGCAGCCUCUGCGGCAUGACCGCCGUGGCGAUCCUCAUAACCGGCGCGCAACACGCCACAGCCACCGGAAGAGUCAGGUACCCGCCGCUGCCGACUUCCGUGGAGGGAUGUCCCAGUAACGUCACAGCCAGCGUGCACACCGCCGCAGCAGCCGCCGCGACCAGCUCUUCGGCGGACGACGUGCCGCUGGUGUUCCGGCUGUCGUACAUGUACUACACUGUGGUGGGCGCCCUGAUCGUGGUCACCGUCGGCUGGGUCGUGAGCCGUCUGACGGGUCCUCUGAAGCCCGGCGAGAUCGACCCCAGGCUGCUGGCGCCGCAGGUGCGACCCGCCGACCUGAGAAGAGCGGCCCAGGACGACCCCGCUGUCGCAGAGGAGCUGCUGCCACGCGGGACACAGCACAAGCCCGCCACCGACACCAACCCCUAGCUAAUGGGUACCAGGGGAAAAGCGUCUGCCACAAACACUACGACAGUGUACGUGGUUGGCGUGUAAGUUCGUAGCGUUUUUCCAUAAGUUUAAUAAACACGACAGACGCACAUAAGAGAGAUUUAGUCACCAAUAGUAUAUUGCCCUCCACUUCAACAGUUUUCCAACGAUGGGGUAACUUUGUGAUUCCGCUACUGUAGAAAUCACGUGGUUUUGAGGCGAAGAACUCGUCGAGCCAUGUUCGGAGCGCAUUUUCACCCAGAAAGAAGUUCCUUGGAGUUUGUUAGGCAGAGAGCGGAAAAGGUGAAAAUCUGAGAACGAAAGAACAGUUAAAUAAGGUGAGUGCGGAAUGGUUUCCCAACCCAAGGCCUGUAAAGUGUCUUUUCGUCAGUCUAUCAGAAUGCGGGCGGGCGUUAUUGCACUGUUGCUGGCCGUUAUUGUAGGAUUACGUCAGCAAGACGUCUCAACUGUUCACACGUCGCGGAAGCAACGCGUCAUACACCCACUGCCAGUGUGCCGCCAGCUGCAUAACAUUAUCUUUUGUAGAUGCGAGUAGCUCAUUUCAUGGGAUUAACCGUAACAUCUACCAGGAAUGAGACAAGGUAGAAAUGGUCGGCGUCGUUCACGAACAAAUUAAUGACGAGUAAGCAGAGAUGCACAAAUGGCCACUCGCUGAUUUUUGUCAUUUUGGCUUAGAGCCAGCGGUACCUGUACACCCUAUCUUUGAUCCUUCCCCAGUGCAUGCAAAAGUCUCAAGAUGAUGCAAUGAUCGUAGUUCAUCCUAUGUAUGAGUUCUCGAGCGCACUGACAUGAAUAAUUGCUGAGUAACACGUUUAAAUGAUCUUUAUUCGUAAAGUGGAAUAUCACUAAUUUAAAAAGGAAACCUUUUUAAAACGACUAAAUAAUUUUGUUGCUGCUCUCUGAUCCAGUGACAUUAUCGCUACACACGGUGCGAACAUUUCCGGCUGCCUCUGCUGCUGUCACCCCUCCAUCGAACUAUUAUAUGGUGGAAAUGAUCCGAUUUCUUUACUUGGCACUUCCCCUUUCUAGCGUCUUCAGCUCCACUCACUAUGUCGAAGUGACAAAUUGACACUACGUUAACUUAUACAGCAACAGUGAACUACAAUAACAAAAUGACACUCUACAAGUAAACCCAUAGCAACCGGAACUGAAAAAAAAAACAAAAAAAAAAAAAAAACGCUACGAACUUAUGCACCGACGUAAUAUUUUUACUUCAGAUUGAAG